UGGAGAAAUCUUGUAAAAUGUUCUAUCAACUGAAACACCAACUAGGGAUUCGACCCCUUUUCAUACUUCUAACAACACUUGUGGUAGUAACGUGCGCCAAGGAGGUAGAGAAUAUGCCACUGGAAAAAUCACUUGAAUCAGACUUAAAUUUAAGUCGCUCUGGAUUUUACGUGCUGUGGACAAAGCUGGUGGUCACUGCUCCUGGGAAUCAACGACAGUCGGUUGUGACAAAGAAUUUUGAAGUGGUGAAAGUGCCCACUAGGGAGGAUAUUUUUUCACUUAGCACUGAGCGUCAAAGGUUACUGAAUAUCGCAGCUAAAGCUGAAUUGGAGAAUAAUUUAAUUUGCGCUAUAUUCACAUUCCUAAAGAUUUUACUGAUUUUGGAUAUUCUCAUACUGAUUGGUGUGGUGUUUGCGAUAAUUCUCGGCGGCUUUCGGAAUUCGGAGGAGUCAGCUACGGACCAAAUAGUUAAGGUGUAA
Messenger RNA from Anastrepha ludens (Mexican fruit fly), 479 nucleotides. RefSeq lists its product as uncharacterized. The record is from RefSeq and is a predicted model, not a curated record. Lineage: Eukaryota; Metazoa; Arthropoda; Insecta; Diptera; Tephritidae. The transcript has 3 exons. The coding region runs from base 18 to 479 and encodes 153 amino acids.